This is a messenger RNA of Brachypodium distachyon (stiff brome), 849 nucleotides long. RefSeq names its product agamous-like MADS-box protein AGL80. Gene Ontology annotation, molecular function: DNA-binding transcription factor activity, RNA polymerase II-specific; RNA polymerase II cis-regulatory region sequence-specific DNA binding; protein dimerization activity. Lineage: Eukaryota; Viridiplantae; Streptophyta; Magnoliopsida; Poales; Poaceae. Gene Ontology annotation, biological process: positive regulation of transcription by RNA polymerase II. The coding region runs from base 1 to 849 and encodes 282 amino acids. The transcript has 2 exons. The record is from RefSeq and is a predicted model, not a curated record.
AUGGCUCGCAAGAAGGUGGCCCUCCGGCGGAUCCCCAAUGACACGGCCCGGCGCACCACCUUUAGAAACCGCCACAAUGGCCUGGUUAAGAAGGCGAGCGAGCUGGCCACGCUCUGCAAUGUCAAGGCUUGUGUGAUUGUGUAUGGUGAGGGAGAAGUGCAACCUGAGGUAUGGCCAUCCGUUGCUGAGGUGGUACCCAUCCUGCAUCGAUAUAAGGCCAUGCCUGAUAUUGCACAAUGCAAGAAGACUAUGACCCAGGAGGGCUUGCUCCGCCAGCGCAUGGACAAGCUCAGAGAGCAGAUCCAGAAGGCGAGGCACGAGAAUCACAAGCGCCACACCGCGUCCCUAGUGCACAAUGCCAUGCUUGGUCGCCUCCCGGGACUCGAGGGCCUCGCUGUCGAGGAGGUCACCAAUGUUGGUUGGAUGGUGCAAAUGAACCUCAAAAGCCUUGGUGAGCGCAUUGCGAAUCUCCAAGCACUGGCAGCGCUCGGGGCCCGCGCUCAGCCGGCUCCCUCUUUGACGUAUGAGCAGCAGGUGCCGCACCAGGAGACCUGGAUUGACAUGGUUCGGGCCCCCCUGUUCCAUAGUAGGUUUACUAAUGGCAAUGAUGCCAGAAGCAGCACACCCAACAACAAUAUGGCCAAUACCAGCGCAAGUGGAGGGUUCUCAUGGAAAUGGCAUGCUGAUCCAAGUGCUUCUAGUUCGUCUUUCCAACCCAUGAUCUUUAAGGAUCAACUCCAAGUUCCUUUCUCAUUCGAGAUCACUACUCUUGCAUCCUGGAGCAUUUGGAAAAUUAGAAAUGACUUCAUAUUCAAUGGGGUGCAGCCAUCCCUCUACGGGUGCAAUUGA